AGAAAAAGAAAAUCUGCACCAAGGCAGACUGUGAAUGAAGGUAAUGCAGCAGCUAGGGUUGAUGGAGCUGAUGGAUUUGAUAAGGUGGAUGGAGAUGAUGGAUUUCAUGAGGUGGAUGGAGAUGCUGGAUCAUCUAGGCUUGAUGGAGCAGAUAGGGUUGAAGAGUCAUAUGAGGACAACCUUAUGGAUAUCCAUUUGAACUUUGAGGAGGCCCCAUCUAUGGAAACUGAAUUUCCCAUGGUUGUUUCAAUUGAAGACACAUUAAUGUUUAGUCAGCAGACUAAGCAAGGCAGUGAAGAAGCUGAAAAAGGGAGUGAGGAGAGUGAAGAACACACUGAUCAAGACGCUGAAGAUGACUGCAACCCUGAGAAAGAGCUGAGAAAUCAACAUGGGGUCAUAAUAAGCUAUGGAC
This is a messenger RNA of Cuscuta epithymum, 412 nucleotides long. The record is from the annotation of a GenBank genome assembly. Lineage: Eukaryota; Viridiplantae; Streptophyta; Magnoliopsida; Solanales; Convolvulaceae.